This is a messenger RNA of Vicia villosa (hairy vetch), 746 nucleotides long. RefSeq lists its product as uncharacterized. Lineage: Eukaryota; Viridiplantae; Streptophyta; Magnoliopsida; Fabales; Fabaceae. The transcript has a single exon. Gene Ontology annotation, molecular function: protein binding. The record is from RefSeq and is a predicted model, not a curated record. Bases 83 to 616 code for a protein of 177 amino acids.
GUUCGGACCCGUGCGGAAAUAAAAACCGCUACAGUAAAUUAAACCCGCAAAAACCCUAAAAUACAAAAUCUAACCCUUAACAAUGGCGGUAAUAACACGGAAACAACUACGCAGGAUGACUGAAGCCACGGCGGAGUCAAUAAACACGAUUCUCCCAGAGGAACUAAUAAUCGAAAUCCUUACCAGAAUUGAUUUAACUGAUCCUUUGCAACUAAGAUGCGUUUGCAAAUGGUGGAAAUCGAUGGUGGUUGAUCCUCAAUUCGUGGAGAGUUACUUGCACAGAUCGUUCAGUGAUAUCAUUGAUCUAACUUCGACGGCUAUGGAGCACGUGGAAUCGUUUGGAUCGCAUGAUUUUUAUGCGCCGAACGAUGUUCAAGAUGAUGAUGAUGAUGAUGGUGGUGGUGAGGAGGAGGACGAGGAUGACGAAGAAGCGGCGGAGUUGUUGGUGAACAAGGCGGCGCAGUUGGAUGAUCUAUUGGUGAUGCUUCAGACUAUGAAAAGUAAUUUGAACACUAUGAAAGUUGACAUGAUAGGUUUGAAGAAAAGAAUGAAGAGUUUCGAAAGUUUUCUGAAAGUUUAUCUGAAGUCAGCACCAUCUUCAUCUUCUAGCGUCUGAUUUUGGUUUUCUUUCUUCCUGUUUUUUUUCUGAAAUGUUGCAACUGAUGACUAGUUUGAUUAUCUUAUAUGGUUGCUUCAUUUUGCUUUAAGCUACUUUUUUAAUGCUGAGGUUUGUGCUCAGAUAUUGU